AUCGCCCUUUCAGUGGUAAAUAUCUUUUUGUCCACAACUGCCGUUCUGGGGAACACUCUGAUCCUAGUUGCCCUACACAGGGCAUCUUCACUUCAUCCGCCGUCCAAACUCCUUUGUCGCAACCUAGCAGCAACUGGCCUCUGUGUGGGUUGCAUUGUACAGCCGCUGCAAGUUUCUUAUUGGAUAUCUGCUGUAGAUGAAAUAUGGAAUAUUUGCCAGUUCACCGCUGUAGCAAAUUAUAUCACAGGAUAUAUUUUAUGUUCAGUAUCCCUACUUACUCUGACGGCGAUAAGCGUGGACAGACUUCUUGCGCUGUUGCUGCGACUCAGAUACAGACGAGUUGUAACUCUGAGGAGAGCAUACAUAACUAUAAUUGUGUUUUGGGUAGCGUCCAUUAUCGGUACUUUAACUAACUUUUGGAAUCCUCUGAUAACGUCAUGGCUGCUGUACAUGGGGACAGCUUCGUGCCUUACCACCACGAUUUUGUCUUACGCAAAAAUUUCCUUCACUUUGCGCCAUAAUCAAACUGACGUACGAGGAUCUUUUGCUCAGAGACGACCGAGUCAAGCAAUUUCACCUAACAUAGCACGAUACAGAAAGGCUGUGUCAAGUGCUUUGUGGAUGGAAGUAAUAUUUGUUGUUUGUUAUAUGCCUUAUGGUAUAGCCGCAGCUCUGACACCUCAAAGAAGGAUGCCUUUAUCAUUUUACCUCGCAAGACAAUUUACGGCUACUUUGGUCUUUCUAUACUCAUCCUUAAACCCGCUGCUUUUUUGCUGGAAGGUCAGAGAAGUAAGGCAAGCUGUUAAAGACAUACUGAAGCAACUCUUCUGUUUAUGUUGUUAGAUCAUUCUUUAAAGAUGCAGAUCCGUUUCGUUUAAACAUAGCCCAUCGAUCUGCAUAAUUUUUCACAUCAUAUUCAACCUCACUCAAAAAUGGUUAAUUGUCAAAUGAAGAUGGCACUUAAAUGUUCAGGGUAAUUGAGCACCUUGAUAUCACGGUCGUAGACAUUUAAAAAAGGAAGAUAAUUGAAAAAAAAAGCCUUUGAUGUGCCGCUUUAAUGCUUGCGUUUGGUCGCAACACCUAGUUCCUGUUAUGAAUUUUACGGCUUAUUAACAUUUAAGCUUGAACAAGUUUGAAUUGUUGCCUUCAACGAAGUUGAACCCAAUUCAUAUGGACACCUUAGUAUUCCGAACAGUUUUCUUUAUCCCGGUAGCCCCCUUACAUUUUCUGUGCAUUAAACCGCAAAAUGUGGACAAUGAACACUUCUGGAAGUUAACCCCGCUAAUAUAAAUUUUGCCAAAAAAAGUAAAUUAAAACCUUAAUUUCUUUGUUUAUGCUGUGGCAAAUGAUUAGUGUGAUAGGCCAGAAGGCGACUUUCAAUAAUUACGUCAAGGGCUGUGUGGAUAAAAUACUAUAAUCCCAUGAAUGCUCAUUUCUUUAAUGAAAAUUGAAAAAAUAAAUUCUAGUUUCUAUAUUUAAUAUUGAAGCUAGAAUUGCACAUAGCAUAAAGCUUAUUUUUUGUUAUUAAUUUAAUAACAAAAAAGGAAGAGCGCCCUAAAAUUGGAAAACUUACUAAGGUUAAAGGUUAAAAGCGUGCGAAGAAGGUGCUCCACAAAGUCGCGAAAUUUUACUUAGACAUUUCAUAGUGGGGGCACAAGCUUGCCACCCACCAUACAGACGUCUGUAAAUUCGACGACUUUACGGAGCUAUAUAUGUCUAUAUAUAUCUUCGUUGGUUUUCAACAAAUCACGUUCAGACGUGGCAAUUUUACUAAUUUGAAGGCGUUCUUUUUAGUCGUGUUGACGGAUUUUUGCUAACUGGUCCCAGUCAAAAGUUGGAAAAUUCGAUAAGCCAGGAAGACUGGAAUUAUCCGUGCCGUUCUCUUAUUUUCGGCAGUAAUUGAAAAAUCCGCUUUUGAUUGGAGACGCAGCAUUCUGCAGCUGUAAGAUUUUUAUUGUUGCCAAAAAGUUCCUUAUUUCAGUCUUGCUUGUUGCCUGAAAGGGAAGGAAGAAAACGGCUGAGAACUUUAAAAGAGGUGUCACAGAGAAAUACUUCAUCACCAACAAUUUCUUGACAGUUACACAGAGCUCUCGGAACCCAUCCGCUGCAGAGAUUUUAUGAUCAUUAAAUAGUACCAAGGAUCUACAGGAGCGCGCGGAUUCGUGGGAAAUAUAAAGAAGCCAUUUAAACUACAAUAAGUUUAUGUGACAAACGUCAUGCAUACUGCUGGGACAGGGACGAUAAUUAUUAUAAUUAUAAUUAUUUUACAUUAAUCUGUCUUCUCGUUGGCUAAGAGUCUCAGAUUAGUUAGUUAUCUGCUAGCAGAUAGGUGACUAAUGUGUAGGUUGCGCUCGCAGGACAUGAUUUUCAAUAAGAAUAUCAACUAAGGUUCCUUGCGAUAGUGUGUUUGUCGUUAUUUUCUUCAAAACAAUGUAUAAUAAAAGAAUUAUUACAUUCGGUUUUUGUGAUAUCCUGAAUAAUCAAGGUCUCGGUCAGUGUUAUCAGCCUCGGCCUUCGGGUUGGCUGAUAACACUUACCUCGACCUUGAUUAUUCCGGAUGUCAUAUAUCAUUCUACUCUUCGAAUCUUCUAUUGCAAAAACGGUUCAACUAAAUAACUUUAUUUCUAUGUUUCGUCAUCGUAUCUGUCACUGUUUGUUACACUUUUAAUAAUGUUUGUCCUUGUACGACAUAACCAAAUUCACAUUCAUGGCCAUCUUUUUCACGAACAACCAAACCAAGAAAUUCCGUUGAAAAUGUCUCGAUACCAAAAGGCAGUGUCCAGUGCAUCGUGGGUGACAGCCACAUUAACUGUUUGUUACUGUCCGUACGCUAUAGUGGUAGCUUUGACGCCCUCAAGAGGGACGCGUGGAGCUCCGCUAGUAAUUCCUUUGGUUCAGGUGGUCACUUCGUGGUUAUAAAGGGCUGAAGCGGGGUUGCUGAUUUAAUCGGCCGUGGCUAGUUGAAAAACCGACUGUUUAGGGUGUAGUCUCUGACUAGAGAAACCCUGUAGGCUCGCUUUAUUUGAAUAAUUCCUUCGGCUUGAGUGGUCGUUGGAUGUUUUCAACGGGCAGGGGCAAUUAAGGUUGUCGAAUUGGCGCUGCCUCGGUGGUAAACUGGUUGUAUGCGUCUAGUUUCAGUAAGUAGGGGAAUGCCACAAGGUUGCUGUGAAUAUUUUCAAAGGCUAGAAUUCCAUUGGCAGUAAAAUAGACGUAGGCAUCUAGUCUGUAAUUAGAAGGAACGCCAUAGGCCCGCUUUAUUCGUUUUAUACCUGGAACAAUUAGUAAUCGGUGGGUGAAAAUUUAUUGCAAGUGACCGUUGCUAGCGUUAUAAACCAGUGGCUGACGGUGGAACGAGAAUUAGCUCCUUUUCUCACGAUCCUAAGGUAACUGCAAGUUAAAGUUGUUGGAUUACUGUGUAUGACGUUAUGGAAACUGAGAGAGAAAGAAACACUCUGUUCAUUUCACGGACUGCGUUCGGAGCGUAAACACUUCAAGCAGUCGAUAGGGGUUGUUAUUUCCGUAUAAUACACGCCCACUAUGAAAAAGCAUGAAGCAUCGAGUCUGUAUAACAACUACUACUGAUCAGGUUGUUUAUGCGCCUUUUUGCGGGAUAAAAACCAUAACAAGGUCCUGGACAUACCGGUAGUUGCAAGGGAAAUCGUGAGGACACUCAGAGAAAAAAAAGGCACGUUCUUCAAGCCCUCUUUGUUUGAGGUGUGACUAUUGUAAUACAUGGGCCAUUUUGUAUAGACUGUAUACCUUACUCCCUUGGAAAGUCUGAGCAAUGCAAAACGUCCUUUAACCCUAACAAGUUAAUAUGUUAUUUUAAAAGUGAAAAGUAAAGGGUGUCAGGUGUUUUGCCAGGUCUGGGUGUCAACAAUGAGAGGAGAGAGAAUACGGAACAAUAACGAACAGCAAUCAUGUUUAUUUAGCUUCAUAUACAUGUAUCGUGUACUGCAUGUUGUCCCUUUAGUCGGCAUAGUUAUGGCAGCUUUGAAAACAAGGUAUCCUUAAUUUAAGGGCCUUCCCACCUCGCGGGUCUUAGCUGUUAUCUCUCUGCUGACUUUAACGGGGUGAGCGUGAUUCCAGAUUCUGGGUUGAUAUAUUUGCCCAGUGGCCGGUCCUUGCCUUCUUCUGAAAACAAAACAGAUUUAAACGACCAACCGUGGUGUAGGGAAGAAGGGCUUUAGUUUCCAAUUUCGGUCAAGAAUAGCUAAGCUAAGGCCGUUAAAAACAUGAUGAGCUCGUCGGUACCAGAACCUCGUUAACGUCAAAUGAGAGAUAACAGCCUGUGACCAUUUCACUUACAUUUCGCUUUCGUUCUGGUAACACUUUUGUCUAGCCUUCACAGGGUUAGCUAACCUGUCUGAAUUUAUGUGAGUAAGUUGGGCGAGGGGUCAUACCGUCCUGUAUGUGUUGUAUCAGUUGGUUAAGGCGUUCAACCUUGUUGCUGUGUGUUAAGGAACGAGUUUAUAUUAACAUUGCUACUAGAAGCAUUUAUUAAAAACUCUCACAGGACAGAACGGUGAGGCAGUCAAGGAGAUACAAUGUGUAGCGCGUGAGUGUACUGGUCUAAACUUGUCUAAAUAUAGUUUAGUAAGCCUAGAAGGUUUUUGUUUUAAGAACUGAGGAUUGGGAAGGUCUUAGAGUUAUAGUCGGUCAUAAUAGUACUUUAGAUUGCGCUAUUGGACAAAUAAUGGAGCUGUAAAGGCUGUGAGGCGCCCAUCAAUCAUUUUCCCAUACCUUACAAAUACAACUGAGCAUGAAUAUGAAUGUUGUUGAAUAGAUUACAAUCGUCUUGAAGUUUGUCCACCCGUGGCUCCUUUUGUAUUUGCAGUGUUAAUUAUUCCUUGUUUUUAAUUAACGUUUUGAGCGUUAAGUAAUUAAGAUGAAAUUCAUUGGGAAAUUGAGUAAUUUCAAUUUUCAGUGGACAAAAACCUAAUGUACCAGAAUAAUUUAAAAAAUAUUGCAUUCUUUUUUUUACUUUUUUCAAGAGCUAUAAAUAUAAUUAGUUAUCUGUAAUAACACCAAAGACUAUUUCUCAUGGGAGCCCGAGAAAAUAGAUGUCAAUUUUCACAAGAAUUAUGAAAACACCUGAGGUAAAAUUCUGAAAAUUUCAUGUUUAGGAUGUAAUUUUGUGAAAUUUGACAUUUAUUUUCUUGGGCUCUCGUAAGAAAUUGUCUUUGGUGUUAUUGAAGAUGACUGAUUACAUCUACAGCCCUUGAAAAGUGCAAAAAGGAAUGCGAUUUUAAUUCAUUUCUUAGGUGAUUUUAGAGAUUCGUGCGCUCUAAAUGGUCCAUGUCUACGUCAUAUGCUCUUACAAUGCAACCACCUGGUGUAGGAAUAUUACAGAAUGUGUUAGCUUUAUAGAGUCAGUUUCGAAGAGCCCUAAAGGUGUUGAAUUAGUCCAAGAGAACUGACAUAUUAAGGUAUGAUGUGAAAGUUAUUGAUUAUUUUCUUAUUUUGGUAUACAUUAUGGUAUGAAAUUUUGCGAGUAUAAAUUUUUGCGUAAUCUUUUGUACGUGCACAUUAAAUUUCUCAAAAAGGUGCGAACAUUAGCAAGAAUAAGGUACCUCUAAAAGUGAUUCUUCACAAAAUGACAAGUGAAAAGAGGCAGCCGGUUCUUCAGAAAAAUAGUCAGCAUUUAUAUGUCGAAUACGCGGAUAAUUGAGAACUGUUAUUAAGACGGAAAAACCUCAUUAGAACUGACUCAAAAUAUUUUCAAGAUCAGUCAUAUUGGUAACUUACUGUUGACUGCAGGCCAGUGAAUAUUAACUUCGCCACAGGCGAAUAACACUAAAGUUAAUAGUUGAUUUAAAAUACAGUAUUAUGCGUCUUUUUGGCAAGCACUCUAUGCUAAAAUUCAUCAUCUCAUCAAUGUUGUUUCCUUUCCCAAAUUCCUGUAUUAGCCGUUCAAUUAACUUCACACCUCGUGCUCAGUUUUCAAGUUUAAAGUGCAAAUCAUCCCAAAAUUGAUAAAAUUUAGACAAAUUCUACGUGCUUUCAGCUUUAAAACUAAGUACAUCUUGCGUGAAUCAGACAAAGCAAGCGAACUCCAAGUUCGGUUAAAGGGUACGAAAUUUGUCUAUUUGAGGAGCUUUUAGUCAGAAGGCCGUGUAGAUAGUUUUCUGGGUCGAGUGGAACGAUGACGUAUUUUGAGACUGUGUUCUUACCUCCGCCCCGCUUUGUUCAAGCUUCUGCCUUAACUCGCUCUUCCUAUUGCGCUAUUGAAAAAGCUGUUGAAUUGCCGCGUAAGGAAUUACAACUUCUUCAUAUUCAGCCUCUCUGCUCGCGCACGAAGUUGGGUCAUAAUUUUCGACUUUUUUUCUUGGAAGUUUUGCUGAAUAAUUGGUACGAUCCCAGGAAUAAAAUUCCAUUCUGAGUCGCCAGAAUCAACACAUGACAGGCUUUUCCGAGUGAGACAUCUAAUUUAGUCGGGAAGAUGCCGAAUGGUUCAACUAAGACUAAGCAACGACGACAGAACGAGAACAGCAAACAAAACAAUUAACAGGCUCAUUGAGCACGUGCAUUACGCCUUUUGUAGACUGACAUCUUUUGCCGUAGUUGCACGACCACAACGCGAAACUCCCAAAUUUCUCAUUUUGUGGAGGACAUAAACACAGGCGAACGGUUCUCUGAUUCUUUUUUUAAACCUUGAUACAGUUCUUUAGAAACUAACUUCAGAAAAAGUCACCAACAUUUGACAAAUUGAACGACUCAAGGAAAACGAGCGAUAAAUAUUGAAACAGCGGGGAUUCACUUUUAAGAGAACCAGUCCCACUCGACGUCGAACUCUGACAUGCGUGCUGGGCAUAUUAAGAAGAACAAUGCCUCAAAAUAGGUCACUCGCCGCGGGCCCAAAAUGUCACGGCCUAAGAUAUUAAUUGUACAUAAUUAUUUAAUAAUCUGUAAAACAAUCUGCGGCAUCGUUUAUUACAAGACUAGUUUUCUAUUUUCAUUCUAUUCCAAAACAAAUUUGGGGUGAUAAGCACUUUAAAACAGGCCAAAUUACAAGCAGGGCAUGAACGAAAUUGCAAUUAUUCUUUACUCCAUUGUCUCGGAAUUCCCAGAAGAGACUUGAACACAAAGAAAACCAAACUAAAAAUUGAGAUAUGACCAGAAUCCCUCGGAAUCAGGUUAGAAUAAUAAUAUGGCGAACGUGGGCUAUUCCUAAGGAAAUCUAAUGAGUGGAGCGUCAAAGCGUAAACUUACUAGAUUCAACAUUUUUGUGUUGUUCAUAUCAUCCAUGUUGUCAUGGCUACAAUCGAACUCUAAUGUUUAACCUAAUAAACGUAAUGUCUUUUAAAUUUAUUUUAUAAGUGCCAAAUUUAAAGCUUUAUAGCUAAAACGAGUCUUUAAAAAUAACACCCCAAUGAAUGGUUGCCUCUCACAACCUACCAAACUUUGUUCAACCACCUUAAAAUAAAAGACAAGUGAUUCGAAGGGCCCUGUCCCCUGGUUGAUCACAUGGUACAAAGUCCGCUAUGCUGGACUUGGAGGAAAAAUUUAGCUUCAAGAACUGAAGAAAUUAAGAGCAUAUUAAUGCGCUCUCUUUUUGUCCUAUGUCUUUGUUUGCUUUUGAUUAUAGCGGCCACAGCUUGACGAGCCAAUAACUUCUCAAGAGUUCAGGCUUCACUGAGAAGUGAUCAUCGAUCGUUUAUUGCGACAGUGCUGCGUCCGUACUUUGACUUAUCUUGCAGAAACAUGGCGACAACAGGUACUUAUCCAGAACAGUAUUGUUCAGCAGAAUUAACCAGAAAACUACGCAACGAGUUAGUGUUCCUUUCCGUGGCGAAUACCAUUUUUUCCAUCACCGCAUUUCUGGGGAACACUCUGAUCAUAGUUUCCCUCCACAGGGAGACUACACUUAAUAAACCGUCCAAACUCUUGUUACGUGGCUUAGCGACAACUGAUCUCUGUGUUGGUAUCAUUGCCGAGCCUGUGAAUGUUGCAAAUUGGAUAUCUUUGGCGAACGGAAGAUUGGAUAUUUGCUUUUACACAGAAUGGGCAAGUUUUGUCAUCGGCUAUAUUUUGUGCUCAGUAUCUUUUGUGAUAUUGACUGCAAUAAGCGUGGACAGACUACUCGCGCUGUUGUUAGGGCUGAGAUAUCAACAAAUUGUAACUGUUAAGAAAACAUACACCACUAUAGUUUUUAUUUGGGUCUUUUGCGUUGCAUGCACAUUAGGCCACUUUGGGAAUGCUGUUAUACCGACAUUGGUCGUCAUUGUAAGUUUAUGUCUGUGUCUUGUUACAACCAUUCUCUCUUACACAAAGAUAAUUUUAACUUUGCGACAAAGUCAAAUUCUAGUUCACAGCCAUAAUGUCAGUGUUGCUGGACGACAACCGAGACCAAUUCCACUGAACAUAACUCGAUACAGAAAGGCAGUGUACAGUGCACUGUGGGUGCAGGUAACAUUGGUUGUUUGUUAUUUGCCGACUGGUAUAGUAAUAGCUUUAAUACACCAAAACGGGCCGAUUUCUGUAUCGCUUUACCUCGCCAGACAAUUUACUGUUACUUUGGCUUACUUAAACUCGUCAUUAAACCCGUUGUUGUACUUUUGGAAGAUCAGAGAAGUGAGGCAAGCUGUGAAAGAAACAAUAAGGCAACUUUUCUGUUCACCGAACUAAUUAACAUAACCUUUCUAAAUCUUGUAGGUUACUUCUGCUUUGUUUUGAGACUGUCUUCAUUGAAAAAUAAAUCAGUUUAGUUUACCAGCCUUUCACAGCAACAAAAUAUUACUCUUUUAAAAUUCUAUACGGUUUCGAAGGUUAGUAUUUAUUAACGCGAAGUCGAAUUGCUUUGUGUUAUCGACCACAGAAAUGACGUCAAAAUGUUUAAUACUGUUUAGUGAAAUCGCUGCUACUUAAGAGCGUUAGUUAUUUAGUUAUUUUAAAAUUUCUCAGGUGAUCAGUUUAGAGAUUGACAUGCGUCUAAAUGGUCUAAGUCUACGUCAUAUGUUAUUACAAAAUCCUGUUGCGGGGAUAUUAUAGAAUGUGUAAGUAGUCAGUUUCGAAGAGCUCUAAAGAUGUUACUCAGUCCAUUAGAACAUAUCAAGGUAUAAUGUGAAAGUAAAUUAUUAUACACUUAAUGUCAGAUCCCGAGGGAAACAGUUCGUUUUGUUUUUCCGAGAGUCCUGUUUCCCGAGACGAAGUCGAGGGAAACAUCAGGACUCGAGGGAAAACAAAACUAACUGGUUUCCCGAGGGACCUGCCAUUAAGUGUUUUGUUAUAUUUCUAGACUUUCACUUCAACAGCAACAAAAGAAUAACCGGAGCGAACCAAAACAGUCAACUCGGUACUAACAACAACACAAGUUUAAUUCUUAAAACCACUGAAUGAAUGAUUUACAAAGUACUUUCCUUAUAUUAUUUGCAUCUUUUUCCUCCACUAGCUGCUGUUUCUCGUCUAGGAUGACUUUAAAAAUCGGGAUACUUUUGAUUUUAGUCAAGGCCACGUAACCAAGAAUCAACCAAUGGCAGUCCCUGUUUAGUUGAGGGAAAGUCUAGGAAUAUAACAAUUUAACAUAUAAAUAUUUGUUGAACUUCUAACACAGUGUUAACAACAACGUUCACCUCUUACUGUCGGCGAUAAUUAAAACUCUGCUUUUGACUGGAGACACAGCAUUCUCAGCCGCAAAAUGAAUUGUUGUCAAAAAGUUCAAUUUUAGUCUUGAUUAGUAUACCUGAAAGGAAUGGAAGAAAAAGACUGAGAACUUUAAAAGAGGUGUUACAGAGAAAUAGACUUUAUCACCAACAUUUUUUUGCAAGUUCCCUUCAUCAGUGACAUUUGCUGUUAUUCGCAGCAGAGGCCGGUGGUAGCCCAAUUACCGUGCUUAUUGCCGGUCGGUACUAUCACAGCGCCGACAUCCCUGUUUUAGGCCUCCACCUGUGUACCAUGAUUUGAGUAUGUGCCAUGAUUGACCUGUUAAAAAAGCCAUUGUCAGUGAAUUUGCAAAUCAGGAUGAAAGGAAAUUCAUUGAAUCCGUUGGUGGCUGAGAACAAGGAUCUCGGCGCUGCUUCGCAGACGUUACUAACCGCGGUUAAAUUACGUCUACGACGCUGUCCCAACAAUCGAAUCUUCAUUCUUUCAUUUGGAAGAGGUGGCCCCUUUCAUUGAAGUGAGUGCUAGUCUGUUUGUUCAUUGUUUUGUCCUAUUUAAGCAGUGAAAUCCCGCUCAAUUCGAUGUUUAUUAGCGGAGCUCACGCGGAGAUCAAGUGUUUUUGAGUUUUCCGCUAACCAGUUAUAAAAUGUAAAUUGAUCGCAGGCUCAAUUCCAAUUUUUUUCGGGAGAGACGAAUUUCCUCGGGAGGCCGUUUUUUUAGUCAAAGUAAUUGCCGUUGCAACGUAUUAACGGAAGCUUAGCUUUUAGCUCUGGCUAAAUCUAUAUAUCAGUCUAUAAUGUCAAGUAUGAGUUGAGAACGACUUUCUUACUAUUUAUCAUGGUGGUACAGACUAUGCUCAAGGUGUCUAGAUGAUUAUUUCUUGACGCGUUUUGAAACUAUUAUGGUAAUAAACUUGAUGUUAUUGUAGUUUUGGGGUUUAAUACGUUAUUGUCGUACUGACCUGUUUUUAACGUUUACGAAAAGCUGUGUACUAACAAUUUAGAAUUUGAGCGUGAAGAGCGAGUCAGAAUUUCUCGACUUGAUAAAACACGCCCUGUGAGUGUUUUGAACAGUUUAAAAACAUGUCUCCCUGGUCAUGCUGUUGUUGCUUUUCUGCUGUUACUGGUCGAUGUAUAGGUCUUUAAAAGCGUGCUUGAUUCAAAAAAGCCGAGCGAAAACAAUGAAAAUAACAAGCGUCUACUUGCACUUGCCUAUUUUUCCUGAAAGGAAUUCCCCACGAUAAAGAACAUAAAAGCAUGCAGGAAGAAAUUGCCAGGGGGAACCCCUUAAUUUUAUUUAUACGCAAUGCAACAUAAUGGUCAUAAAACUUAAAACUGCAGGUUAAAAUUGUUUAAAACUUAUGUUUUUCUGGGGUAUUUUCUUUGUUAAAAGAACCACUUUUUCUUGGUAGAAUACUUUUUGAGCGGCUGACGGUUCUUUUAUCUUUGUUUCUCACGUAAACAACUUAGCGAAGCAUUUUCACUGAACUUAGCUCGAGGUAACAGUUAUUAGUUUAAUUCGAAUUCUGCCCUAUCAUGUUGUGGAAACCUUGUCAUCGUCUGGAAGCUCUACCGGCCUUUAACAAAUUACCUUGCUCGAAAUUAAAUGACCAUUAAAUACAUACCAGCUAGAGAGCUUAAGGAGCUCGCGGACUCUUAGGAGACCUCUUGGGAUGUAUAAAGUUGCUAUUAAUCUACAAUAAGUUCUUUUGUUAUAUAGCUGGAAAUUUCUUCUCCUCAGCGUACGCUCUCAUUGGUUACUUCGAGGUCACAUGACAUAUAACAAUGAAACUGUUUACCGCCAAAAUCUCUAAGCGGGCAACAUUGCAAAAAAAUCCAUGACGUGAGAGGGUAACAGUGCAAUGUUAUCCACGAAUGUUGACCGACGACCCCCAGUGUAGCGAGGUUUAAUGAAUUUCCAGCUUCGAAAUUUCUAGCUAUAUAACAAAUCACUAACCCUUCAAGAUUGGUCCCUCGGGAAACAGUAAAUUUUGUUUCCCUCUGGACCAGUCAUUAAUUGUUUAGUGACAAACAUCAUGCAUACUGCUGGGACGAUACUUAUUACAGUGUUCUCGAAAAUGCUCGAGCUGGGAAAAAGUAUGGGCCCAAAUAUUACUCUGAAAUUAAAAAGCACCGAUCUAUGCCGAACCGGUUUCCGUGCAAGAGGGGCAGUAUAUGAUGAAACCUUUUUCCCUAAUGAAAGAGGAGAGAUGUGAAAAGCCUUAAGCAGCUGUUUCAUCACGUGGUAAAGCUUUCAUCAGACUCGCGAAGAGAAGAAAUUAGCAUUUGUAUUAAUGCUUGCUUUUUGUUUUCUUUGCAUUGUUUGCUUUUCAACAUAGCGUUUUUAUAAAACUUGGGCAGCCAGCUGUAAGAGGCAUGUUAUUAAAGUGCACUUUUACAUUGACUUACUUUUUGCAGAAAUAUGGCAUCACGAAAUUUUACUGGAGGUGAAAAGCUAAAAACAAUCAUAGAAUCGUAUUGUUCAGAUGAAAUCAAUAGGGGUGUACGCCAUGAAUUUGUCUUUCUUUCAGUGCUAAAUGCUAUUUUUUCUGUCACUGCAUUUCUGGGGAACACUCUGAUCCUCGCUGCUCUGCAGAAGGAGACUUCACUUCAUCCGCCGUCCAAACUUCUGUAUCGUAACUUAGCUUUAACUGAUCUCUUUGUUGGAAUCAUUGCAGAGCCUGCAAAAGUUGCUCAUUGGAUAUCUGCGGUGGGCGAAAGAUGGACCGCUUGCUAUUUCACCGAACGGACAGCUUUUAUCUGUAGCUACAUGUUUUGCGCAGUGUCUUUGUUAACGAUGACUGCAAUAAGCGUGGACCGACUUCUCGCCCUGUUGUUAGGGCUCAAAUACCGACAAGUUGUAACUUUUAAGAGAACAUGCGCUUUUCUAAUUUUAUUUUGGGGUUAUUCAAUCGUUGGCAUAUCAAUCUACUCUUCGAAUCUUCUAAUGCAAAAAUGGUACACCUACACAACUUUAUUUGUGUGUUUCGUCACCGUAACUGUUUGUUACACCUUAAUCUUUUUCACUCUUCGACAUAACCAAAUUCACAUACAUGGCCAUACUUUACAAGAACAACCAAGCCAAGCAACUCCGCUGAACAUAGCUCGAUACAAAAAGGCAGUGUCCAGUGCACUGUGGGUGACAGCCACAUUAACUGUUUGUUAUUUCCCUUAUGCUACAGUUGUAGUUUUGACGCCUUCAAAAGGGAUGUCUGCUGCAAUUUACCGAGCGAGGCAAUUAACCAUUACUUUUGUUUACUUUAACUCAAUCUUAAACCCGUUGCUGUACUGCUGGAGAAUGAAAGAAGUAAGGAAAGCUGUCAAAGACACGUUAAAGCACUUGUGCUGUUCGUCGGUCUAAUUAAAAUACAGUGGAACUCGGUUAAUACGCACACUAAGGGGACAUGCCAUAGUCUCCGUUUCUUCCUGUGUUCGUAGAGUGAGAUUGACCAUAUUGGAGAGUUAAAUAAUACUGGCUUGGGGCAUUGAAAAGUGCCUGAGUUGUGCGUAUUAACCGUUAUCCUCAUUAAUCGGGUUAAUUUUAGAUAAAAUACAGUCAAUCCCUGCUUUACGGACACCGCUUAAUACGGACACCUCGUUAUUAAGGACAGUUUUCAGUGUCCCUAGCCCUUACAUUUUCUCUAAAUUCAACACCCUUGAUACGAACCCUCUGUUAAUACGGACACUUUCUAUGGCUCCCUCAGUGUCCGUAUUAACAGGGAUCGGCUGUAUAUGAGCUUUUUGUCGGGAAAAAUUAAGCGGAUGUCCGUAAAGCGGAGUUCCACUGUACUCAUCCGUUUAAGCAGUCUCUCUUGCAGCAGGCAACCAGGGAUUACCUAAUUUACUGAGUAUUAUACAAGUGGUACGGUGAUAAAUUUGAAGACAACAAACAAGUAAGACAGGAGUAUUUGCCGGAAAUCGCUCAAGCUUGGUAAACAACAAAGCAAACUAUGACAGUACUCACACUAUGAUAAGUCAAAGCCAGCAAUUGUCAAUUAUGAUGAUGAUGAUGACGAUGAUGAUGAUGAUUCACUUAAUAAUUCUGCCGACUCCUGUAUCGAGUCUUUGCGAUAACUGUUGGUAUAACUUGGUAUGUAUAUAUUGCGGAGCAUGUAGAUGUCUGUGGUGAACGAAAAAGGGGAUGUUCGUUAGUUUUGUUAUCGGCUAAAUUUUGUGUUCCAUUGACGGACUACUCACCCUGCUGCAGGGCUGAGAUAUCAGUAAAUUGUAACUGUUAAGAAAACAUAAUGCCAUCUUAGCUUUUAUUUGGGAUUAUACCAUUGAUUGCACAGUAAUUUAAAGUACUUUUGAAAUCCUCUCAGACAGUUACAGACAUUGACACACAUUCGUUUGGUUACUGUUGCCUUACUGACAUUAUGGAGUUUAUUCAAGGGCUACGGAAGCUUCUUGUGAGGUGACUGGAAGAAAUUUUUCCCUGCCACGCGUCAAUACCUUAGGCCUGGUUCAGACGCCGUACUUUCAUGUGCCGAACCUAACUGAAUGACUGGAACAUCUGAAACGGCGUUUUCCCCAAGUUAAGCCACGACGUCAAUACCUUACUAAGUUCAUAUAACGUACCAGCUUUCCAUAAGCAGAUUAUUUUUUUUUAUUGUUACACUGCAAAUCAACGUCCUUUUUUAAAAUGUUUUUCUUGUUUGGGGUUUAAAGGAACAAAAAAAGAAAGCAAAAGGCUUUCAGUAUAGGCUAGUAUUUAUUUGACCGAGUGUUUUGAAGCUGCCAAAUUUUAAUGAAACUAUUUACUCAGACAAACAAAGUUAAUGUGAAUGAAAAAGAAAUCAUCGCACCUCAGAAAAGGAUAAGGUCCCUUUUUUCUAGUUUUCUUUUUUGUUUUCGUUUUCGAGUUUGUCUGUUUAUGUUGGUUUUUUUCUUGGUUUUGGAGUCAUUGAUAGAAGUAAUUUAAUUGUAGCGCAAUGUCAGUCCAUAUCAAUAAACUCAAUAACCAUGAAAGCUAAAUUUCCAGAAGCUUUUAUGCAAAUCUUUGUUAGAAUAAGCUGAUAAGACAAAAUAUAAUUGAUUCCAAAUUCAAUUUUCAGUUUUGUUGAAACAAGUUGACGUUUUGCUUGCCACCCAGCUUGCUUUUACUGCAAGCAUAAUUUGUUUAGCAAUUAAAAGAAAUUCAAUCGCUUUUAACUUUAUUACCUCGCCUCUAAAUUUUAUGAAAUUUCACCGCAAAUUUCGCCUUCUUGCCCCUGUUUGGCGGCUCUGUUGGCCACCCUCCCUCGAGCGACGCGAAUUUCUUAACCUGUUCCAGGCUCCAAGAUAGUGGAGAUCGAAAAAAAGUGCGAAAAACCGCGUGAGGACUGCUGGAGAGAGGUGAGUCUCCUCUUCACCCUUCCUGCCUUUUUUCGCUCGCUCGCUUUUUUUUGCUCGUCUAAACUGACCGAGAGCCUGGCACAGGUUACGCAGUUUUGCGAUUCACGGCAUUUCUCAUAUAUCAAUUAUUAUGUUAGAAAAUAACCCACAGAGACGGAAGAUGGUGAUACAAAUGUAACUGUUUUGAACACGACACUAAAAAACGGAGGAAAAGUGAGAGGAUAUUACAACGCAAAUUGGUUUUACGACAAGACAGGAUGUUGAAAACGUCUUUUUAUUAAGAAUUAAUUUGCAGCUGUUUAACCCUAUGAGACAAAAUCCACCACGCUGGAGGCAGUCGAACCCUUGCAGAAGGAGGGAAUUUGCAUUUUUAAUAAUGCAUCAAUUCGUAGCCCCACUGCAGUUUUUUUUUUUACAGAACAGCUUUCUUCCCAACUGUACCUACAGCCCCAUCGACAAACUGAACGCUGUGCUUACUCGCAAAGACAAUGGCAUCAACAAAUCUAACUGAAGGUGAAAAACUAAAACCAGCCACGAAACGUUUCUGCUCGACAGAAUUAAACCGGAACCUACAUGAACAGCUUAUCUUUGCUUCAGCGAUGCAAAUUUUUCUGUCAGUAACUGCAUUUCUGGGGAACACUCUGAUCCCAGUUGCCCUACACAAGGAAACUUCACUUCAUCCGCCGUCCAAACUCCUGUAUCGUAACCUGGCGAUAACUGAUCUCUGUGUUGGUAUCAUUGCAGUACCUCUGAGUGUCGCAUAUUAUAUAUCUGUGUUGAACGAAAGAGGGGACAUUUGUGUGUACACCUAUCAAAUAAGUUUUAUCGCCAGCAAUAUCUUCUGCUCUGUGUCUUUGCUAACACUUACUGUCAUAAGUGUGGACAGACUUCUCGCCCUGAUGUUGGGACUCAGAUAUAGACAAGUUGUAACUUUUCAGAGAAUAUUGGCUUUUUUGAUUGCUUUUUGGAUUUGUUCAGUUGGCACCACUUUAAGUUCCUUUGGAAAUCCUCUUAUACAUGUACAGAAGCUGCUAUGGUUCACCUGCGUAACUUUAUUCUUGUGUCUAGUCAUCUUAGUAUUAUCAUACACAAAAAUUUUCUUCACUCUCCGUCAUAACCAGGUUCAAGUACAGGAUCAUCUUUCUCAUGGACAACACACCCAAAUAAUGAAUAUGGCUCGAUACAAAAGAGCAGUGUCCAGUGCGUUGUGGGUAACCACAACAGCGGUUGUUUGUUAUCUGCCGUAUGGUGUAGCAGAAACUGUUUUCCUUCAAGAAGAGAUGACUUUAUCGAUUUACCUUACAGAGCAUUUUGUGAUAACCUUGGUUUACCUGAACUCAUCUUUAAACCCGUUGCUUUAUCUCUGGAAGAUUAGAGAAGUGAGGCAAGCUGUGAAAGAUACAUUAAGACAUCUCUGCUUUUAACCGAACAGAUUGACAUAACCUUUCUAAAUAUAGUAGGUAAUUUCUGCUUUGUUUUAAGACAGCCUUUACUGAAAAAUAAAAUAAAUAUUCUAUUUUUGAUAGGAUGUCAAAGUACACAAACGUGCUGUGACGGGAAAGUCGAAUAGAUUUGUGAGUAGCAUGUUGUACACCAAGUAAUCAACCAGGCGACAGGGUCCUUCAAAACACAUUAAUCGCUUUUGUUUUAAGGUAUGAUAGUUUGCGAGCGUUACCAUGCAUGCAUUCAUUGGAGGUAGUAUUUAAAAGUCAUGCAGGUAUAAAUUAUUUUUUUUACAAAUAGAACAACGUGAUUACACCAAAAAGAAAUAUGUUUAGCUGGAGGUUCGUUUUUCUAUUGCAUUGGAUUAUUUAUUGUUUUGUUGUUGUUGAUGGUGUUUUAGUUUGUUUCUGUUUUUGUUGUUUUUGUUGUUGUUGUUGUUUUUUUUACAUCACCAGAACGGGUGAGCAACGCUGUUUUCUGCUUUAUGUCAUGUUAGUAUAAUUUGUUCGGUAAAUUUAUGUGAAACUUUUACCAGUUCAUUCAUUACACCUUAAACUUACUUUGUGUAAACGAUAAACAAACUCAAAUGGAAUUGAGCUGGUCAUGUGGCGAGAGGCACUGACAUUCGUUGGACAACCCACGUUGCUUUCUGGACGCCCCAGAGACACACAAGAAAUCGAGGACGGACAAAGGACGAGAUGGAGGGACGAUUUAGAUGGUAAAGAAACGACGACGGCAACGGCAACGGCAACGGCAACGGCAAUGGGUUUGUUAAGCAAAACAACAACUUUGCACCUGCAUGACGCUUUUUUGUACAUUUCUUUGCCGUCACUUUACGACUACGACAUGAAAAUGCCUACCGGUAAUUUCACGCUUUAUGGAGGACGUAAACAAGCGACAACGAUUUUUUCCAUUCUCUUUCUAAACUUGGGUGCGGUCCUCAAGAAAUCAACUCUAAAGAAAUUCGCCUAAAUUUGACAUUUUCAGCGGACUGGAAUAAACGUGACAAUGUUUGAAAAAACGCGAAUGCCUUUUCAAAGUGACGUUUUCCCUGCCGUCGCCUUCGUCGAUGCCAAAGCUCCCUAAUUUCACAGAACGUUAACGCUGGCACCGUGUUGCACAAAACUUGGAGGUCAAUGGGGAAAGGCCUACCUCCAACGGCGGACUACAAUGGCAGAAACUGACAACUGACAAACUUACUUCUCAAUAGAUUUUUUUAUCUCAUUCGGCGGAUUGCUGUGUACUGGCAUGAGUAACGCAAUUAACAAUUAUUGGACGAGGUUGAGCAAAAUAUCGUGAAUUGUCUGUGGCGAACAGAUCAAUUAUUCGGCUUCGGCAAAUAACUGAUCUGCGAGAUACUCGCAAAUCACGAUAUUUUGCGAUAACCGAGUUCAAUAAUUGUUUUAUCAUUAAAUUUUCACGCAAGAGCGAUCACAAGAAGGAGAAAAGCACGGUUUUCUUUACGCAUUAGCAGAAUAUUAUUUGCAGCCAAACACUGUUGGACGGCAUUGCGCAUGAGCAGACCAUUAUUUGUAAGCAGUUAUUUGCAGGUCACGUGGUGGGCUCUCGGCCAAGAAAAGAAAGAAAAAUUUGCUUCGAAUGAUAAUUUUUGUUGUUGUUAUUGUUUCACCUCAAAUUUUUAAAAGGUUUUAUUCAGUGUUUUUAGGUUAAAGACGUUAAUGGAUAAAAGAGUAUAGUGCAUUGAAAAGUUUACAGUAUAGGCUAGAAUCACUUUCACAAAAUGCCAAGCAGCUGCCAAAUUGUAUUAAAAACAAUAUUUACUCAGAUUGACUCCCGGGUUUCUGCUCAAACAAAGUUAAUGGAAAUGAAGAAGAAGCCAUCGCACCUCGUUACUGGGGCAAAUUCCUUUUUCUCUUCGAGUUCGGUGUUUUGUUUGUUUUUGUUUCCGUGCUUGCUUUUUUAGGGUUGGGUUUUUUUAGCCUUUUAAUAAAGUCCUUAAAUGCUGGUGCAAUAUCAAUUCUUGUACAUAACAAUGAAAGCUUAUUUUCCACAGUCUUUUCAUGCAAAUCGUUGUCAGAAAAUUGAUUCUACUCAAAUCGUGAUUUGUUUAGCCAACGAAACUCAAUUGCUUUUAUCAACUUUGUUACCUCUCACAAAUUUCAUGAAAUUACACUGUACAUUUCACUUUUUCGCUCCUAUAUUUGGGAUAAACUCAACAAACCCUCAGCUUAUCAAAACGCAAGAGUUAUCAUAUAUUAAUUAUUGAAAUAGAAAAGGACAUUUUUACAGAGACGGAACUUAACGGCAAUGCAAAUUAAAUUUUUUGGAGUUGAACACAGCACUAAAAUAGGAGAAGGAGGGAGACUAUUUUAAAACGGACGUCUACGAAUCGGUUUUAUGACAAGACAGGAUGCUGAAAUUAACUUUCUUCUAAUUAUUCUGACUAAGAAGUGAUUUGCACCUGGUUAACGAUAUGAUACAAAAUCCGUUAGUUGGAAGCAGUUGGACCCUUGCAGAAAGAAGGGAUUUGCAUUUUUAAUAAUGCGGUUGUCUCGUACCCCACGCGGUGUUUGCUUCAACAGAAUAGCUCAGUGUUUUUUUGCCAUCUGUUUGAGGUCUUUCAACAAGCGAACGUGAUAUUUACCCGCGAAGACAUGGCAUCAACAAAUCUAACUGAAGCUGAAAAAUUAAAACCGGUCAUAGAGCCUUUUUGUGCGAGGAAAGUGAAAUGGAACCAAAAGGAGGAGGUUAUCUUUCUUUCGGCAGUGAAUGUUUUGGUGUCAGUAACCGCAUUUCUUGGGAACACGCUGAUCCUAGUUGCUCUGCACAUGGAAACUUCACUUCAUCCGCCGUCCAAACUCCUGUAUCGUAACCUAGCGAUAACUGAUCUCUGUGUUGGUAUCAUUGCGGAGCCUUUGAAUGUCGCAUCUUCCAUGUCUGUGUUAAACGACAUUUGUGUUUACAUGGAACAGAUAAGUUUUAUCACUAGUGGUAUUUUUUGUUCAAUAUCUUUACUCACAGUGACUGCAAUAAGCGUGGACAGACUUCUUGCCCUGUUGUUGGGGCUAAGAUAUAGACACGUUGUAACUUUUAGGAGAACAUUGGCUUUUUUAAUUGCUUUUUGGGUUUAUUCAUUAGCCGGCACGUUAAGUUUCUUUGGAAAUCCUCUUAUACAUACAGUGUUCGUCUACUUAACUUUAACGUUAUGUCUAUUCACCUUAAUUUUCUCCUACACAAAAAUUUUCUUCACUCUCCGUCAUAACCAAGUUCAAGUCCAGGAUCAUCUUGCUCAAGGCCAACUGAACCAAAUAAUGAACAUGACUCGAUACAAAAGAGCAGUGUCCAAUGCAUUGUGGGUUACUGUAACAUCAGUCGUUUGUUAUCUGCCGUUUGUAAUAAUGGAAGCUGUUACACAUGAAACAGAUGUGACCUUAUCGAUUUUCCUUACAAGGCAGUUUGUAGUAACUUUAGUUUUCCUAAACUCAUCAUUAAACCCGUUGCUGUACUGUUGGAAGAUCAGAGAAGUGAGGCAAGCUGUUAAAGACUCAGUAAGGCAACUUUGCUGUUCACCGAUCUAA
This is a messenger RNA of Porites lobata, 19915 nucleotides long. The record is from the annotation of a GenBank genome assembly. NCBI's taxonomy places the organism in Eukaryota, Metazoa, Cnidaria, Anthozoa, Scleractinia, Poritidae.